CGACUAAUAAUUAGAAGAUAAUUGACACACCUUUUGAUAUUAAUAAGACUAAACGUAUUACCCUUCUUAAGAAAUUCAAUUUAAAACACCAUAUUCGCGCGUUUUCUGAAAAUCGAUGCGAUGGUAAUCGUUUGUAGAUCCUGGAGUUCAGGGGUCACUCGCGAACAGCGCUGUGGAAGGAGACGGUUCUAAAAUCAUCUGUUUAUUUACAAUGUUUCUCUUUAUCUUUACCGAUUUACUCAUGCGCUACAUUACAAACUGCUUACCCAGUUAAUAAAUCUGUAUACCGUUUCGCUAUAUUCUCUCUUUUACGUCCAGAAUUAAACCUGACCAACGGCAAAUUGAUAAGUUGUUAGCCACUAAGACUUAUUUUAGUUUUCUGAUCAGGUGUUAUAAAGAGAAGAGUUUCAACUGCUGGUCAGAAGCAUAUACAGAAUAUACUAUCAACAUGCAGGAAUUAAUCGCGUGUGUCGACCACAUCAAGUUUGAUCUUGAAAUCGCUGUCGAACAACAGUUGGGCGCUCAGCCCCUGCCUUUCCCAGGAAUGGACAAGUCUGGAGCAGCUGUGUGCGAGUUCUUCAUGAGAGCCGCCUGUAUGAAAGGUGGAAUGUGUCCUUUCAGACACAUCAGUGGAGAAAAGAGCGUGGUGUGCAAACACUGGCUGAGGGGCUUAUGCAAGAAAGGAGACCAAUGUGAAUUUUUACAUGAGUAUGAUAUGACAAAGAUGCCUGAAUGUUAUUUCUACUCUAAAUUUGGGGAGUGCAGUAAUAAAGAGUGUCCAUUUUUGCACAUUGACCCAGAAUCUAAGAUUAAAGAUUGCCCCUGGUAUGAUAGGGGCUUUUGUAAGCAUGGUCCGGAUUGCAGGCACAGACACACAAGAAGAGUCAUCUGUGUAAAUUACCUUGUUGGCUUCUGCCCGGAGGGCAAGUCAUGCAAAUUUAUGCACCCAAGAUUUGAACUCCCUAUGGGUGCAACUGAACAGCCACCAUUACCACAACAGGCUCAGUCUCAGCAAAAGCAAAACAUGCAGCCCACAAACCGGUCCUCACACUCACUCAUCCAGUUAACCAACACCAAUGUCAACAACAACCAGAGAAUGCCGAAUGCUGUUGGGAUAGUGCACUCUAACAACAUGGGUGGACCUCGAGGUCCCCGUCCACUGGAUCAAGUUACGUGUUACAAGUGCGGUGAGAAGGGCCAUUACGCAAACAAAUGCUCAAAAGGACACCUGGCGUUUUUGAGUGGACAGUAAAGUUUUCUACAAAAGGAUCUCCAAUAAAUGCGACUAUAACUUGCUAA
This is a messenger RNA of Carassius carassius (crucian carp), 1299 nucleotides long. RefSeq names its product cleavage and polyadenylation specific factor 4 (gene cpsf4). Bases 449 to 1252 code for a protein of 267 amino acids. Lineage: Eukaryota; Metazoa; Chordata; Actinopteri; Cypriniformes; Cyprinidae. Gene Ontology annotation, molecular function: RNA binding; zinc ion binding. The record is from RefSeq and is a predicted model, not a curated record. The transcript is spliced from 8 exons.